This is a messenger RNA of Gossypium raimondii (Peruvian cotton), 6571 nucleotides long. RefSeq lists its product as uncharacterized. The record is from RefSeq and is a predicted model, not a curated record. Gene Ontology annotation, molecular function: RNA-DNA hybrid ribonuclease activity; nucleic acid binding. Gene Ontology annotation, biological process: DNA integration. Lineage: Eukaryota; Viridiplantae; Streptophyta; Magnoliopsida; Malvales; Malvaceae.
AUGGAUGCCGAACUCAAUGAAAGGAUGGAAAAGAUGGAAAGAACCCAAAGAGAGUUACAGGAGCAACUGGCCAAGUCGCAGCAAGAGGCAAGAGAUUUGAUGGUGAGGUCUCGAGAGGAAUCGCUCGAGCAAAGGGAACAAAUGGCCAAAAUGAUGGAAAUGAUGACGGCCUUGGUCAAAGGAAAGAGACCUAUGCAGAGCCCUGAUGUCGUAGAACCGCCUCAGUCAAGAGCUAAUCAAGACCCACUUUAUUCCCCGGGAUUUACUCCACCUCAUGUCCACGCAAUGCAACGAGGAUACCCCCAAAGGGAACCUACAGGCCUGGAACAACAUCCUACUCCAUCUGCUCAUUUAGGACAAGGAAUGUUUGUAUCGAACCCUGGGGCUAAUCCUUCAGAUCCAAUUGUUCCAGACCUAGAUGAUCCUGUAGAAGUAGCAAGGUUGAGAAUUGAUGACAAUAACGCUCAGGAUAAGUAUAGGAUCUUGGAAGAGAGGAUCAAGGCAGUAGAAGGCGCUGAAGUUUUCUCUGCUUUGAGUGCCAAAGAGCUCAAUUUGGUACCUGAUUUGAUUCUACCCCCAAAAUUCAAGGCACCUGAUUUUGAGAAGUAUGAUGGAACAAGAUGUCUAAAGGCGCAUCUUAUCAUGUUUUGCCGAAAGAUGACUGGCUACAUGAACGAUGAUAAGUUAUUGGUACACUGCUUUCAAGAUAGUUUAGUGGGCUCAGCCCUUCGAUGGUAUAAUCAGCUUAGCAGAGAGAGAAUCCGAUCAUGGAAAGAUUUGGCGUCAGCAUUCUGUGAGCAAUAUAGGCAUGUAUCGGUUAUGGUGCCUGAUCGAUUAACUUUACAAAUGAUGGAAAAGAAGCCGACAGAGACUUUUCGGCAAUAUGCACAAAGAUGGAGGGAUAUCUCUGCUCAAGUGGAGCCUCCGUUAACUAAGACAGAGAUAACGAUCCUCUUUAUUAAUACUCUAAAAGCACCGUUUUACGACAAAUUGGUAGGAAGUGCCACAAAGGACUUUGCGAAUAUUGUAAUAUCUGGGGAGCUUAUUGAAAACGCCGUCAAGAGUGGGAGAAUAGAAAGCUCUGAGAGUCCUUACUAUCAAGCACCUUCGCCUUACCCCGUUUAUGCUAUGAAUAACCAAAGACCAUUCACCGUGUUCCCACCAAACAUCGUGCCUACACAAAGCCAACCGAAAAAUGAACAAAGACCAACAAGACCCAAUCUUGAAAGGCCUCAGUUUACUCCAAUUCCUGUAUCAUACGAAGAAUUAUACCCGAAGCUGUUGGAAAAACAGUUAAUAUCCCCACAUUACAUGGCGCCCCUGAAGCCUCCAUAUCCGAAGUGCAAUGUGACGGGGAAUCCUCUUCCUAAUCAUACUGGCGGAAAUGUAAAUGCGGUAACAAACGAAGACAAUUGUAAGAUUCUCAAAGAAGAAAGUACAAAAGACCAAAGUUUCUAUGAUUUUCAUGGCGUCCAAGGGUAUGACAUCCAAUCUUGUAAGGAAUUUGGGAAAUUACUUCAGGACAUGAUGGAUAACAAAGAGGUCAAGGUCUUUGAUAGGGUGGAGGGGACCGAAGAAGGAGAAAUAUGUGCCUCUGAUAAUCAAUUGAUGGCUUUCCCUUAUAGCGUCGAUAGACCUUUGGUGAUUUAUUACGAGGCAAAGAAGGAAGAGGUUAGUCGAGAAGUUAAACCAAGUUUGAUAAUCGAAGUACCUGCUCCUUUCCCUUACAAGGACAACAAGGCAGUGCCGUGGAAGUAUGAUGUUAAUAUCAUUGUACCUGAGGGUGAAAAGUCCAAGGUUGUGAGUGAAGGUGUUAGCGGAGUAGGACAUUUUACUCGUAGCGGAAGAUGUUAUUCUCCCGAGACGGUUGAGCCAAAGAAGAAGGUUGCUGGUCCGAGCCAAAAAGGAAAAGCACCAAUGUAUGAGGCUGAGGAUGAUGAGGAAGCAUGUGAGUUCUUAAAGUUCAUUAAGCACAGUGAAUAUAGCGUUGUAGAACAAUUAAAAAUCUCGGUACUGUCUCUAUUGUUGAAUUCGGAGCCACAUCGGAAUGCCUUGUUAAAAGUGUUAAAUCAAGCUUAUGUGGCGAACAAUGUAUCUGUGGAAAAGUUUGAUAGGUGGGCAAAUAAUCUAAAUGCAGAUAAUUUCAUCUCCUUUAGUGACGACGAAAUACCGCCAAAUGGAAGAGGCUCCAUAAAAGCAUUGCACAUCACAACCAAUUGCAAAGGUUACAUAUUACCAAAUGUGUUCAUCGACAAUGGAUCUGCACUCAAUGUUAUGCCUUUGGCCACGCUUUCUAGGAUGCCGGUUGAUAUGUCCUAUCUGAGGCAUUGUCAUUCUAUAGUAAGGGCAUUUGAUGGGACACGGUGAGAGGUCAUGGGAAAGAUCGAAAUUCCUUUAAAAGUGGGGCCAUGUGCAUACGAUAUUGAGUUUCAGGUCAUGGACAUCACGCCUUCAUACAAUUGCCUGUUAGGAAGACCUUGGAUCCAUUCUGCUGCAGUUCCUUCAUCUCUCCAUCAGAAAGUAAAGUUCAUCAUGGAUAGUCGUUUGAUUACUGUUGGUGGCGAGGAAGACAUCGUCGCAUCUAUCUCUACUGAUGCACCCUACAUCGAAAUAAGCGAAGAUGCUGUAGAAUGUUCUUUUCGCUCCUUGGAAUUUAUCAAUGCUGCAUUUGUUGCUGAAGGGAAUAAGAUCCCCAUUCCCAAACUGUCGAGGAAUACCAAGAUUGGAAUUAAGCUGACUGUGGGACAAAGAGCUCGAGCAAGGAAAAGUUUGGGAAAAUAUCAACAAGGGAUGGGUCUUCAGAAUCUCAGUCUAAAUGCUAUUGACAAUGAGAAUGAUGAAAUUAAGAACGCUUCGAUGAUAGGCCCUUGUCCUCCAGGAUAUGUUUUGAACAACUGGACUGCUGUGGACCUCAUUGUAGUUUUUAAGUCUCCUUCAGAGUGCUUAGAUAUCAAUGGCAUGAAUAAUCCCGUUAUGAAUCCUGAAAUCAAUUUUGAGAAGGCUGUUUGUUUAGGAGAAUUCGAAGCCGACGAAAAUGCUGAAGAUUGUGUCUCGUCUCCUGACUUACUGAGAAUGGUGGAACAAGAGGAGAAACAGAUCCUUCCCCAUCAAGAAUCUGUUGAGGUAGUGAACUUGGGGAAUGAAGAAGAGAAACAAGAAGUGAAGAUUGGGACUUCCACUUUAGAAAACACCAGGCGUAAUUUGAUCGCCUUGCUCCAUGAGUACAAGGAUGUGUUUGCCUGGUCUUAUCAGGAUAUGCCAGGGUUGAACACAGAUAUUGUGGUCCAUAAGCUCCCACUGAAACCAGAAUGUAAGCCCGUUCAGCAGAAAUUAAGAAGGAUGAGACCCGAAAUGCUGUUAAAGAUAAAAGAAGAAGUCAAGAAACAAUUUGACGCUGGCUUCCUACAAGUUUCAAAGUAUCCAGAAUGGGUAGCUAAUAUAGUCCCAGUGCCAAAAAAGGAUGGCAAGGUGCGAAUGUGCGUGGAUUAUCGUGAUCUGAAUCAAGCAAGCCCUAAGGAUAACUUUCCUUUACCGCACAUCGACAGUUUGGUGGAUAAUACGGCAAAGCAUUCUUUGUUUUCAUUCAUGGGUGACUUCUCAGGUUAUAAUCAGAUAAAGAUGGCUCCCGAGGACAUGGAGAAAACUGCAUUCAUAACAAUAUGGGGAACCUUCUGCUAUAAAGUAAUGCCAUUCGGAUUAAAGAAUGCUGGGGCAACAUAUCAGAGAGCUAUGGUGACGUUGUUUCAUGAUAUGAUGCACAAAGAAAUAGAAGUUUAUGUCGAUGAUAUGAUUGCCAAAUCUCGGGAAGAAAGAGAGCGUGUUGGGAGUCUUAGGAAGCUGUUUGAAAGAUUAAAGAAGUUCCAGUUGAAGCUUAACCCGGCCAAAUGUACGUUUGGGGCUACCUCAGGAAAACUGCUAGGUUUCAUUGUUAGUGAAAGAGGUAUCGAGGUUGAUCUAGAUAAGAUAAAAGCUAUACAAGAAUUGCCUCCCCCGCGCACACAAAAGGAAGUCAGGGGAUUGUUAGGAAGGUUGAAUUACAUUGCUCGAUUCAUUGCCCAACUUACGAAUCAGUGUGAUCUAAUUUUUCGACUCCUUCGAAAGCAUAACCCGGGAGAAUGGAACGAGGAGUGCCAAGUGGCAUUCGAUAAGAUAAAACGGUAUUUGUCUAAUCCUCCUGUGCUAGUACCGCUGACCCCUGGAAAACCAUUAAUAUUGUAAUUGACCGUGUUUGAGAACUCAAUGGGUUGCGUACUGGGACAACAUGACGAGUCGGGGAAAAGAGAAAAGGUAAUUUAUUACCUCAGCAAGAAGUUCACAGAGUAUAAAGCGAAAUACCCUUCAAUUGAAAAUUUUUGUUAUGCAUUAAUUUGGACGGUUCGAAGGCUCAGACAAUACAUGUUAUAUCAUACGACAUGGUUAAUUUCAAAAUUGGACCCAAUAAAGUACAUGAUGGAGUCACCUGCACUCUCAGGGAGGAUGGCACGAUGGCAGAUCCUAUUGACUGAGUAUGACAUUGUAUAUGUGAGCCAAAAGUCGAUAAAGGGAAGCGCAAUAGCUGAUUUCUUGCCAAGUCGAACAACGGAGGAAUACGAGCCUUUGAGAUUUGAUUUCCCAGAUGAAGAUUUGAUGUGCAUUUCAGAAAAAGAGGGCAAGUCAUCAAAAGGAAAGUCAUGGAAGAUGAGCUUUGAUGGUGCAUCAAAUGCAUUGGAGCAUGGGAUCGGAGCAGUCUUAGUGUCACCUGAAGGGGUCCAUUACCCACUCACUGCCAGAUUGGAUUUCUUCUGUACCAAUAAUAUAGCGGAGUACGAAGCUUGCAUCAUGGGGCUUCGUGAAGCUAUCAAGAAGAAGAUCAAAAUCUUAGAGGUACACGGGGACUCAUCGUUAGUCAUUUAUCAAAUUCGUGGAGAUUGGGAAGUGAGGGAUUCGAAAUUAAUCAAGUACCACGAUCUCGUUGCGAAAUUGGUCAAAGAAUUCAAGGAAGUGACUUUUAACUACUUUCCACGAGAGGAGAACCAACUGGCUGAUGCCCUAGCCACUUUGGCUUCGAUGUUCAAAGCAAACAGGGAAACUGAGAUAAUGUCCAUCCAAAUGAGUAUAUAUGAGACCCCCGCGCAUUGCUUUAGCAUUGAGGAGGAGUCAGAUGGACAACCAUGGUUCCAUGAUAUCUUGGAGUAUAUCAAGAAUCAAAGGUACCCCGAGCAAGCAAAUGAGAAUGACAAAAGAACAAUCAGGAAAUUGGCGAUUGGAUUUGUUCUUGACGGAGAUAUUCUAUACAAAAGGGGAAAAGAUCAAGUGCUCUUGAGGUGCGUAAACGCUGUUGAAGCCAGAAAGAUACUAGAAGAGGUUCAUGAAGGAAUUUGUGGAACACAUGCUAGUGGUUUCACCAUGGCCAGGCAGAUCAUGAGACUUGGUUAUUAUUGGCUGACGAUGGAAAAGGAUUGCUUUGGCUACGCACGAAAAUGCCACAAAUGUCAAAUUUAUGGCGAUAAAAUUCAUGCAGCUCCGUCGCCCCUUCAUGUCAUGACUUCUCCGUGGCCUUUUUCUAUGUGGGACAUGGAUGUUAUAGGGCCAAUUUCCCUGAAAGCUUCCAAUGGGCAUCGAUUCAUCUUUGUGGUUAUAGACUACUUCACAAAAUGGGUAGAAGCUACUUCGUUUGCUAAUGUGACAAAGGCUGCAGUCUGUAGGUUUUUUAAAAAGGAAAUUAUAUGUCGAUAUGGUCUGCCUGAAAGAAUCAUUUCAGAUAAUGCUUUAAAUUUGAACAACAAGAUGAUGAAAGAAGUAUGUGAGCAAUUCUAGAUAAACCAUCAUAAUUCUUCACCCUACUGCCCGAAGAUGAACGGAGCAGUAGAAGCCGCUAAUAAGAACAUCAAGAGGAUUAUCGGGAAGAUGACUGAGACAUAUAAGGACUGGCACGAGAAGCUACCAUUUGCUUUGCACGCAUAUCGUACCUCGGUACGGACGUCUACGGGGGUAACUCCUUUUUCCUUGGUCUACGGGAUGGAAGCCAUUUUGCCUAUUGAAGUAGAGAUCCCGUCCUUGCGAGUCUUGAUAGAGACAAAACUAGAAGAAUCAGAGUGGGUUCGAGCUCGAUAUGAUCAGCUAAAUCUUAUUGAGGGAAAACGCUUGAAGGCAAUUUGUCACGGACAGAUGUACCAGAAGAGAAUGAUUACGGCCCAUGAUAAAAUGGUGCGGCCAAGAGAAUUCCGCGAAGGGGAACUGGUACUAAGAAACAUCCUCUCAAUACAAAAAGACUUUCGAGGAAAAUGGUCACCAAAUUGGGAAGGGCCAUACGUUGUAAAAAAGGCAUUCUCAGGAGGGGCUCUGAUUCUCACUGAGAUGGACGGAAAAGAAUUACUUAAUCCAGUGAACUCAGAUGCUGUGAAGAAAUAUUAUGCCUAAAAAAAAAGAAAAAAAAACAAAAACAAAAAAAUAGAAAAGAAAAAAGAAAAGAAAGAAAAAAUCAAGAUGAAAACCCGAAAAGGGCGUCUUGAUAAACAAAAAGAUUAGGAUGAAAACUCGAAAGGGAGUCCUAAUAAGGUGCGCUCAGGCUUAAAGGAGCAAAGUGACUUGA